Camellia sinensis is the source of this 1145-nucleotide messenger RNA. RefSeq lists its product as uncharacterized. Gene Ontology annotation, biological process: regulation of jasmonic acid mediated signaling pathway; response to wounding; regulation of defense response. Lineage: Eukaryota; Viridiplantae; Streptophyta; Magnoliopsida; Ericales; Theaceae. The record is from RefSeq and is a predicted model, not a curated record. Gene Ontology annotation, cellular component: nucleus.
UCCCUAGCAAGGUUGUUUUUCCCAGCCCCUCUCUCUCUCUCUCUCUCUCUCUCUCUCUCUUUCUCUCUCUCUCUACACAUACAUACAUAUGUAAAUAUAUAAACCUGUUUCAUCUGACUUCAUUACACUCUAAAAUUGAUCAUAUUGAAGAUCGGCCAACACCUUGUUCAUCAGGCAACAUGUCUUGUAGCUCUGUAGUUGCAAAGGACUUUAUGAAGAUAGAAGACAUUGCUCAAAUUGAAGAAGAGCUUGAUUAUCAAAAGGAAAACUUGAAGUCAUCAGAGGACAAGACUCAAACCCUUGAUUUGUUCAGAAAAUACUUGGUUCCAAGGACUCCCCAUAACUUUGGCAAGACUAAUGAAGAGGAAUCAGGUGCCAUUAAAAGGGCUACACUGCGGCGUUUUGUAGCGACAAAAAUUUGUAAUGGUUCUCGGCCGCCUUCAUUUUUGGAAAAAGCAUUACUUCCUGGAAUCAGUGGCAAUGCGACAGUCCAAACUUCUCCAUCAGGUGCAAAGGCUUCAGCAGCACAGCUAACAAUUUUCUAUGGUGGUCAAGUUAACGUCUAUGACGAUGUUCCCCAACACAAGGCACAAGCCAUCAUGGUUUUUGCUGGAGAAAGCUCUUUAUCAGCUCCAAUUUCCUCUAAUGUACCAAAAAAAGAAGUGAGAAAACCAUUGCAUCGACCCAACUUGCCUUCAGUUUGCAAGUUACAAGCAGAUCUUCCAAUUGCAAGAAAAUACUCCCUCCAACGUUUCCUCGAAAGACGCUUCCGCAGGGCAUUAAAGUCUCCCUAUGCCCACACUGAUACAAGAAACAAGGAUGAGAAUGAUCAUAAUCAUGAUCAUCAUGAUGAGGCAAUUGCAACCUCCCAUGAUUUGAUGAUUAUGAAUGAGAAAGGUGGAAGCUUUACUCCCUCACCUUUCCCUUCACGUUUAGGUUACUCUUUGCACAAGGAGAGAUGUUAAUUAAGUUUAAUAAGUUUAGGGUUCACUUCCUCUACUUUCUAUUUUCAUUCGUUGCUUCAUAUAUACAAGUCAUUUUAAUCAACUCACUCAUAUAUAUAUAUAUAUAAUCGUUACCAAAGAAUAAAGAAACAUGUACUUAUUUAUCUCCUAUUGUAUCUCAAUUUUAGGUUCAUAUAUCUA